AAUCCAAAUUUAAUACUGUCACCAAAUACAAAUAUGUAAUUACUCCUCUCGAUUUCUCCAUAUUUCACUCACUUUACUCAUCAAAUCUUCUUCCAUCACAAAUUAACAACUCAAUCAUGGGAAAAGAAAUCUCUGAAGGAGUUUCACGUAAAGAUUUCCCUUUUGACUUUCUAUUUGGUGUUGCUACUUCUGCUUAUCAGGUUGAAGGAGCUAGUAAUGAAGGUGGCAGGGGUGAUAGUAUAUGGGAUGUUUUUACACACAGAGAAGGAAAAAUUAAAGAUGGAAGCAAUGGGGAUAUUGCAGUUGAUCAAUAUCAUCUCUACAAGGAAGAUGUCCAACUUAUGUCCAAGUUAGGAUUUGGUGCUUACCGCUUUUCUGUAUCAUGGUCUCGUAUUUUCCCUGAUGGUUUGGGAACAAAAGUCAACGAGAAAGGAAUUAAUUUCAAUCAAGAAGUAAAGAAAAUCGAAGACAAAUGUUUGAGACAGUUCUUAUCAUUGGGUGACCCAGACGUUGAUGCCACACUGGCAAAGAUGAAUCAACAUGUACUUGAGGUUUGA
Messenger RNA from Papaver somniferum (opium poppy), 557 nucleotides. Its product is annotated as beta-glucosidase 42-like. The transcript has 6 exons. Gene Ontology annotation, molecular function: beta-glucosidase activity. The record is from RefSeq and is a predicted model, not a curated record. Lineage: Eukaryota; Viridiplantae; Streptophyta; Magnoliopsida; Ranunculales; Papaveraceae. The coding region runs from base 117 to 557 and encodes 146 amino acids. Gene Ontology annotation, biological process: carbohydrate metabolic process.